Messenger RNA from Aspergillus melleus, 1890 nucleotides. RefSeq names its product DNA topoisomerase 3 (gene TOP3). Gene Ontology annotation, cellular component: nucleus. Gene Ontology annotation, biological process: DNA topological change. NCBI's taxonomy places the organism in Eukaryota, Fungi, Ascomycota, Eurotiomycetes, Eurotiales, Aspergillaceae. The coding region runs from base 1 to 1890 and encodes 629 amino acids. The record is from RefSeq and is a predicted model, not a curated record. Gene Ontology annotation, molecular function: DNA binding; DNA topoisomerase type I (single strand cut, ATP-independent) activity. The transcript is spliced from 7 exons.
AUGCCAGUCCCAAGGGUCUUGUGCGUGGCUGAGAAGCCUGCUAUUGCCAGGGCAGUAGCGCAGCAUCUCUCCGGAGGUGCUUUUCAGACACUCCAUGUCCGGGGAAGUCAGUAUGUCAAGAACUAUGUCUUCGAAUUUAAUUUCGGCAAUCCCUGGGGAACUUGCGCAGUUACGAUGACUAGCGUCCUUGGGCACUUGACCUCAUUGGAUUUUCAACGCCAAUACAGGGGUUGGCUGUCCUGUCCACCCGGGGCUCUAUUCGAGGCCCCGGUGCAUGAAGGCGUAGACUCUGACAAAACGGCCAUUGCAGAUAACAUUCAAGAGCAAGCGAAAUAUUGCCAGGCUCUUUUUAUCUGGACGGAUUGUGAUCGAGAAGGAGAACACAUUGGUAGUGAGGUUCGCAAGCAAGCAAAAGAGGGCAACAAUCGCAUUGUGGUGAAACGAGCUCGCUUUAGCAAUACCGAGAGAGCUCACGUCCUGAGCGCCGCCCGGGCGCUUAUUGAACUAGACGACCUUCAAGCCAAUGCGGUAGCCGCCCGCAUUGAACUCGAUCUUCGAAUCGGCGCUGCGUUCACCCGUUUGCAAACUCUCCAACUAAAGCCUAUAUCGGACACUUUAGCCGAGACGAUCAUCAGUUAUGGGUCUUGCCAAUUUCCCACGCUGGGAUUUGUUGUGGACCGGUACUUACGUGUAAAAAAUUUCAAGCCGGAAAGCUUCUGGGGGAUCAAGGUGAUACAUGUCCGGGACAAGAUGAAAGUGAAUUUUCUAUGGAGGAGAGUGCAUCUUUUUGACCGAGCAGCUGUAACUGUGAUGCUGGAGCGAUGUCUCAUGGCAAAGAAAGCCAAGGUGACCAAAGUCAACCAGAAACCCACCAGCAAAUGGAGGCCUUUGCCGUUAACAACGGUGGAUCUGCAAAUGAUGGGAAGCAGAUAUCUCCGUAUUGACAGUCAGACUAUCAUGAAGGUUGCCGAAGCUCUCUACACCAAGGGUUUCAUCAGCUACCCGCGGACAGAAACGGAUCAAUUUGACAAGGGAAUCGAUCUGAAGAAACUCGUGGAAAAGCAAUUGCCAGAUAACAAUUGGGGCCAAUAUGCGCGAGGCCUUCUCGAUGGGGGAUUCAGGACCCCCAGAUCCGGACGUCACAACGACAAAGCCCACCCUCCCAUCCACCCUAUUUGCUGGGUCUCCCCAAGCGCCCUCUCGGCCAACGAGAAGAAAGUUUAUGAAUUUGUUGUUCGCCGGUUCCUAGCCUGUUGUUCGGAAGACGCCAAGGGCCAAACGUCAGAGGUUGAGAUCCAAUAUGGCGAUGAGUUCUUCCAUGCCAAAGGAUUGAUAGUGCUUGAGAGGAACUAUUUAGACGUAUACGUCUAUGAUAAAUGGGAGAGUAGUCAGCAACUACCGGACUUCCGCAUGGGGGAGGUCUUCGAACCUUCCGAAGCAAAAAUCUUUGACGGCAAAACAACGCCUCCAAACUACCUGACUGAGCCCGAGCUGAUCGGUCUCAUGGAUGCCAACGGCAUUGGAACCGAUGCUACCAUGGCCGAACAUAUCGCCAAGGUUAAGGACCGUCAUUAUGUGGCCGUCAACUCACGAGGAACUGGCCGCAAUGCAGUCAAGGAACUCAUCCCGACCCGCCUGGGUAUCGCCCUGGUGGAAGGCUAUGACAAUGUUGUUGCCGGUCUGCCAGAUAGCCCGUCUUUGAGCAAGCCAUUCCUGCGCAAAGAGAUGGAGUUAAGGAUGCGUGAGAUCUGCGAAGGCGCAAAAACGCGACAACAAGUGGUGCAGGAGAGUUUGGAUAUGUACCGGGAGGUCUUUGUACACACACAGAGACGGAUUAACUUGCUCAAGACCGCGGUGAGAAAAUAUUUGGUUGAAGGAGCAACUUCAUAA